Messenger RNA from Vespa velutina, 2873 nucleotides. RefSeq names its product probable ATP-dependent RNA helicase DDX55 homolog. Gene Ontology annotation, cellular component: nucleolus. Bases 976 to 2748 code for a protein of 590 amino acids. Gene Ontology annotation, molecular function: RNA helicase activity; ATP binding; nucleic acid binding. The record is from RefSeq and is a predicted model, not a curated record. The transcript has 8 exons. NCBI's taxonomy places the organism in Eukaryota, Metazoa, Arthropoda, Insecta, Hymenoptera, Vespidae.
AAUGGAGAGAACAUAAAUUACCUUUUUUUCCUUAUACGAAAUAAAAUCGAAAGAUAGACCGAUCUAAUUCGCUCUUAUGCAAUAUCAUUUAAAUGUUAAUCAAAUUUAUCUAAAUAAUGAUGUCCAUGAUGUGAUAAUUUAAAAAUUAUUAUUAUGAUAUUUCAUAAUAAUAAUGAUGAUAAUGAUGAUGAUGAUGAUGGUGAUGAUGAUGAUUAUUAUGAUGAUGAGAUGCUGUUAUUAUUUAAUUUCUUUAUUGCAUAUAAAUUUCAAUGAUUAAUGUAUAUUAAAUUGGAUUAUUGUUUUGGAAAAAAGCAUUAAUAUAAAAUACAUAUUUAUGGUUUUAUAAAGAUUCUAUAAAAAGAAGGGGAAAGAGAAUAAAAGGAAAAGAAAUAAUCAGGAUCUUAUAUUAAUAGAUUAUGUUUAAAUGAAUGACGGCAAACUGUUCGCAACGAUAACACCAAUAAUACACAAAUGUUCUAAUAAAGGACGAAAGGAUGCGAUUAUGUAUAAGAAAAAAAAGAUCGUUCGAUUGAUUGAUUUAUUGAUUAAUUAUGCAUUAUUCAACUGAUUCAUGCAUAUGCAAUUUAUUGUAAGAGGAAAGAUAAAUACUACGGCCUUAGACCUAGUCGUGUGUAUAUAAAAAAGUAAGAAGAAAGGUGAGCCUCAAUCGAAAGAUAAUACAGAGUCUGGCAUCGUUAGACACAAAUUUUAUAUCGAAGAGAUUUAAAAAUGCAUCAAAAUAAAGUCAAUGCGUUAAAAACCGAAUGUGUGCACUUAUAUCUAUUUUUACAUUUUUAUGUAUCCCUUCCUAUAAACUAAAAAUUAAAUAAUAUCGCCUUUUAUCGAUAUAUAAUAAUCAUAUACAAACAUUUGUUACAUUUGUUCAGGACGAUAGUAUUAGACUCGAUCGGUAAUGAAGAUAAUGUUCAAACAUAACCUUUAAAAUAUUAUCUUGUAAAAAUUUACAAACCAAAUAUGAAAACGCAGGAUUGGAAAGAAUUAGAUAUUCCUUUAAGUAAACCUGUAUUAGAAACACUUCAAGAAUUGAAAUUUGAAAUUAUGACACCUGUUCAAGCAGCCUGUAUACCUCUCCUUUUAAAAGGGAAAGACGUUGCCGCAGAGGCAGUAACAGGUAGUGGCAAAACACUUGCUUUUCUUAUUCCUUUAAUGGAAAUAUUACAAAGACGCCCUGAUAAAUGGAAAAGUACAGAAAUAGGAGCUUUAAUAAUAACACCGACUAGAGAAUUAGCCAUUCAAAUUAGUGAAGUAUUAACAAAAUUCUUAAAUAAACUCUUAUUAUUAAAACAAGUAAUUCUUGUCGGUGGUACAACUAUUAACGAAGAUAUAGAGAAAUUAAAAGCUGGUGCCAAUAUUAUAAUAGCAACUCCUGGUAGACUAGAAGAUAUGCUUUCUAAUUGCAAAAGUAUAAAUUUAACAAAAUGGUUGAAAUCUUUGGAAAUAUUAAUCUUGGAUGAAGCUGAUAGAUUAUUAGACUUAGGUUUCUCAAAAACAUUAGAUAUUAUAUUAAGCUAUUUACCGCGCUUACGAAGAACAGGUCUAUUUUCUGCUACGCAAACAAAAGAAUUACAGCAAUUAAUUAGAGCGGGAUUAAGAAAUCCGGCUUUUGUUUCCGUAAAGGAGAAAGCUAAUAUAUCAACACCUUUGAGCUUAACAAAUAAUUAUGUAAUAAUACAAGCUGAAAAUAAGUUAUCAACAAUGAUAAGUUUUAUUCAACAAAAAGGAAUUCAUUUAAAAUAUAUGAUUUUUUUAUCUACCUGUGCGUGUGUAGAUUACUUCAGUCAUAUUAUACAAGCAAUGUUAUCAGAGACACGAGUAUUAGCUUUACACGGCAAAAUGAAGAAAAAAAGAUAUAAAAUAUUUGAUGAGUUUCGUUCAAUAGAAGCUGGCAUUUUGAUAUGUACUGAUGUCAUGGCUAGAGGUAUUGAUAUAUCAGAAGUAGAUUGGGUAUUACAAUACGAUCCUCCAUCUACUGCGAGCAACUUUGUACAUAGAUGUGGAAGGACAGCCCGAAUUGGGCACGAAGGAAGUGCAUUACUUUUCCUAUUAAAAAAUGAAGAUGCAUACGUAGAUUUUAUUAAAAGAAAUCAGAAAGUAGAUAUACAAGAAAUGAAAUUAGAAGUAUGUAAUGAUAUAAUGAGAAAGUGUUUACAAUGUAUGCGUGAUUUACAAUUAAAAGAUAGACAAAUAUUUGAUAAAGCAAAUAGAGCAUUUGUAUCAUAUGUACAAGCAUAUAAUAAACACGAAUGCAAUUUAAUUUUAAGAUUAAAAGAUAUUGACUUAGGAAACCUUGCCAUGGGUUUUGGCUUAUUAAAAAUGCCACGAAUGCCUGAAUUGAAAGGACGUGAUAUAACAUCUUUUGUUGCUCCAGAAAUUGAUUCCAAUUCAAUUACAUAUUUGAACAAGGAAAAGGAACGAAUCAGAUUAGAAAAAUUAAAUCAGUUUCAUAAUACAGGUACAUGGCCAGGAAAAAUGAAACGUAAAUGUAAACAAACAGAAUCUUGGACUGAAACAAAAAAGAGAAAAUUAGAAAAACAAGAAAAACGUAAAAAGCGAAAAGAAAAGAAAAAAAUUCAACAGGAUAAGGGUGUUGUUCCAGUUAAAAAAAAGAAGAGAUCUAUUACUUCUGAGGAGUUAGAAGAAUUAGCGAAAGAUGUAGCAUUAAUAAAAAAAUUUAAAAGGAAAAAGAUAACUAAGGAAGAGUUUGAAACAGAAUUUGGAAUUAGUUAACAAAAAAUUGGAAAAAAUAUAAAUGAUACUAUAUUUAUAAAAUGUUUGCAAAAAUAUAUAUAUAUAAUUUAUAAUAUAUUUAGCAAUCUUUCCAACAGACAAUAAACAUUUUGUUUCUUUUCUAA